CAGAUGCGAGCAGGACGCGGCUGCGCGUGUUUCUACCGGGCUUUACGUUUUAUUUGAACGAGUUUUACCGCUAAAAUGACCAAUACAUACGUUUAUUCGACGUAACAACAGUUCAAAAACAAAAUGAAGUGUCAGUUCUUACAUUUAGUUCCGUGAAGUGUUGAUAAUUUUGUGUUAAACGACAUAGAAGGAGUAAAACAAAUGUGUGUGAUCCAUGUGUGAAUGUUGUGCUACAAGAUGUGGUCGAGAAACUUUAUACCGGAUUAUGGGAUUAACUUGCUCUCCAUCUUCCUGCUGCUGACCACGUUUGCUGCUACAUUCCAUACAGUAGAUGGUUUCGUGUCUUGCUCGCCAUCACCGUGCAAAAAUAGCGGAACGUGCCUUUCCAGCACGCGGGGGGAGUACUCUUGCAACUGCACAUCCCGUUACGCCGGCGAGUUCUGCCAACACCUGAACCCUUGCCACAGCGAAUCGAGUCCUCGAUGUCAAAACGGCGGCUCCUGUCGAGUGAGACCAGGAGCUGGCGGCGCUCCACCAUCCUUCGCCUGCGACUGCCCGCUUGGAUUCAGUGCAUCCUUGUGCGAGAUCCGAGUACCAGCUGCGUGUGAUUCUGCGCCUUGCUUGAACGGAGCAACGUGUAGAUUGACGUCAUUGGACACCUUUGAAUGCGAUUGCCCUCCUGGGUACACAGGCGAAGAAUGCUCACACGAAGACCACUGCGCAUCCCAGCCCUGCAGAAACGGAGGUCGUUGCGUUGCUGACAAUACAACGACUGCUGGCUACUCUUGCGCCUGCCCACCUGGCUUCACUGGCUCGCGAUGUACUGAGGACGUCUUCGAAUGCUCGAGCGGUUCUGGUCCUUGUCACCACGGGAGAUGCUUCAACACCCACGGGUCUUAUACCUGCGUGUGUGAGCCUGGCUACACGGGCCGGGAUUGUGACACGGAGUACGUCCCGUGUGAACCAUCCCCUUGUUUGCAUGGAGGACGAUGUACGCAGCUGGACCAACUACGAUAUGAGUGCGUUUGUCCUACUGGUUACCGAGGUCAGAACUGUGAGAUAGACAUCGAUGACUGUCCCGGACAUCUUUGCCAGAACGGUGCAACGUGUGUGGACGGUCUCAACUCCUACAACUGCGAGUGUCCGCCUACCUUCACUGGCACGCUUUGUGAGACGGACGUCGAUGAAUGUGCUUUGAGGCCGCUAGUAUGCCAGAACGGAGCGACAUGUACCAACUCAGUCGGCGGGUUUUCUUGCAUCUGCGUUAACGGAUGGACAGGUCCAGAAUGCUCUGUGAACAUCGACGACUGCGCGGGCGCAGCUUGCUUCAACGGCGCAACCUGUAUAGAUCGGGUUGGGGCGUUUUACUGCAAGUGUACGCCUGGGAAGACUGGUCUACUCUGCCAUCUGGAUGACGCUUGCACUUCGAACCCGUGCCACGCCGACGCGAUCUGUGACACUAGUCCCAUCAACGGAUCCUAUACUUGCUCCUGUGCUUCUGGCUACAAGGGCCUUGACUGCUCUGAGGAUAUCGACGAGUGUGAACAAGGCUCGCCGUGCGAACACGACGGCAUCUGCGUCAACACCCCUGGCUCUUUCGCUUGCAACUGCUCUGUUGGCUUCACCGGGCCUCGUUGCGAGACCAACGUCAAUGAGUGCGAGAGCCACCCCUGCAGAAACGAUGGAUCAUGCCUCGACGACCCUGGCACCUUUCGAUGUGUAUGCAUGCCUGGUUUCACGGGGACACAGUGUGAAGUGGAAAUUGAUGAAUGCGCCAACAAUCCCUGCUUGAACGGUGGUGUUUGCCACGAUAUGAUCAACGCCUUCAAAUGCACCUGUGUUAUUGGAUUCUCUGGCGCCCGAUGCCAAGUGAACAUCGACGACUGCGCAUCGAGUCCCUGUCGAAACGGAGGCACUUGUCACGAUUCCAUCGCUGGUUACACCUGCGAAUGUCCUCCGGGUUAUACCGGAAUGUCCUGUGAGACCAACAUCAACGACUGUCUGUCGGCGCCGUGCCACCGAGGCGAAUGCAUCGAUGGCGACAACAGCUUCACUUGCAACUGUCACCCUGGCUACACCGGCCGAGUCUGUCAAACGCAGAUCAACGAGUGCGAAUCCAAUCCCUGUCAAUUCGGAGGACAUUGCGAAGAUCUGAUCGAUGGUUACCAGUGUCGAUGUAAACCGGGCACUUCGGGAAGAAACUGCGAGAUCAAUGUCAACGAAUGCUACUCAAACCCGUGCAGAAACGGAGCCACUUGCAUCGAUGGCAUCAACAGCAACAAUUAUUUUGAGUAUACGUGCGAGUGCAUCCCUGGCUUCACGGGACAGCAUUGCGAGACCAACAUCAACGAAUGUUUGUCCAACCCCUGCGCCAAUGGCGGCAAGUGCAUCGACCGCAUCAACGGCUUCCGCUGCGAAUGUCCACGAGGAUACUACGAUGCGAGAUGCCUUUCUGACGUUAACGAAUGUGCUUCGAAUCCCUGCAUCAAUGGCGGCACCUGUGAGGACGGAGUCAACCAGUUCAUCUGCCACUGUCUUCCAGGAUACGGAGGUCAGCGCUGUGAACGGGACAUCGACGAGUGCAGUUCCAACCCGUGCCAACAUGGCGGCACGUGUCACGACCGCCUCAACGCUUACAAGUGCGACUGCGUUCUGGGAUUCACUGGUGUGAACUGUGAAACCAACAUCGAUGACUGCGCUGGCAACCCGUGCUUACACGGCGGCUCCUGCAUCGAUCUAGUCAACGGGUACCGCUGCGUCUGCUCUCCUCCACACUCCGGCCGCAAUUGCGAGAACACACUCGAUCCUUGUUUACCCAACCAGUGUCGCCACGGAGGCCGCUGUAUCGCAGAGGCAUCAUACGCGGAAUUCACGUGCCAGUGCCCCGUGGGCUGGACGGGUGCGCUGUGCGAGCGAGACGUAGACGAGUGCACGGUCUCUGCGCCGUGCCACAACGAGGCCACGUGCAUCAACACCGAGGGAUCCUACGCGUGUCUGUGUGCGCGCGGGUACGAGGGCAAGGACUGCGCCAUCAACACUGACGACUGCGCCUCGUUCCCCUGUCAAAACGGCGCAACGUGUCUGGACAGUAUCGGAGAUUACAACUGCGUGUGCGCAAGCGGCUUCGAGGGCAAGCACUGCGAGGUGGACAUCGACGAGUGCCAGUCCGGCCCUUGUAUGAACGGCGCUACUUGCAACCAGUACGUGGCAUCUUACACCUGCACUUGCCGGCUGGGUUUCUCGGGCAUCGACUGUCAGACCAACGAUGAAGACUGCACGGAGUCCAGCUGUAUGAACGGCGGGACCUGCAUAGACGGCAUCAACUCAUACAACUGCUCAUGUCCUCCUGGGUACACGGGCUCCAAUUGCCAGUUCCGUAUAAACAUGUGCGACAGUUCUCCCUGCGACAACGGCGCGACCUGCCACGACCACGUCACGCACUACACCUGCCACUGCCCCUACGGGUACACUGGCAAGCACUGCGAAGACUUCGUGGACUGGUGUGAAAACAAUCCAUGUGAAAAUGGUGCGACGUGUUCCCAAAAAGGUCCGCAAUACACUUGCGCCUGCGCACCCGGCUGGUCCGGCAAGCUCUGCGAUGUUGAAAUGGUCUCCUGUAAAGACGCUAGCAUUCGGAAAGGAGUGAAACUAAAACAGCUAUGCAACAAUGGUUCAUGUGAAGACAUCGGCAACUCCCAUCGCUGCCACUGCCUUGACGGGUACACAGGAUCUUACUGCCAGAAGGAAAUCAACGAAUGCGACUCCGCUCCAUGCCAGAACGGAGCAGUUUGCAAAGAUCUAGUCGGAACCUAUCAGUGUCAGUGCGCCAAAGGUUUUCAAGGACAGAACUGUGAAUUGAACGUGAACGACUGCCUUCCCAACCCCUGUCAGAAUGGAGGAACAUGCCACGAUCUCAUCAACAACUUCUCUUGCUCAUGCCCUUUCGGAACUUUGGGUAAAAUUUGCGAAAUCAACGUUAACGAUUGCAAACAAGACGCUUGUCACAACAAUGGAUCAUGCAUCGACAAAGUCGGUGGCUUCGAAUGCAAAUGUCCUGCGGGUUUCGUAGGUCCACGCUGUGAAGGCGAUAUUAACGAGUGUCUAUCGAAUCCAUGCUCGAAUCCUGGCACACAAGAUUGCGUGCAACUAAUUAACGAUUAUCACUGUAAUUGUAAACCUGGGUUCAUGGGCAGGCAUUGCGAUGCUAAGGUCAAUUUCUGUGCAAACUCGCCGUGUCAAAACGGCGGCAUCUGCACAGCGAUCCAAGGUGGACAUGAGUGUCUAUGCAAUGAUGGUUUUUACGGCAAGAAUUGUGAAUAUUCAGGCUAUGCUUGUGACUCAAAUCCGUGCCAGAAUGGAGGCUAUUGCAGGACAAUGGAAAAUGGGGACUACGUCUGCAAUUGCCCGUCAGGCUUGUCUGGUGUUAAUUGCGAAAUCGAUUCCAUGAACGAGUGCCUUACGGGCCCUUGUAAGCACCCCAAAGCUCGAUGUAUAGACAAGCCUGGAGACUACCUCUGCUAUUGUCCCAGACAGUGGACCGGUAAAAAUUGUGAUAUACACGACCCUCAUUCGAGAGGUGGCUAUGGGAGUCCCAUUUCAGGAGUAUACGGUAAUAACCCAGUUCUAACUCUUCAAGAAUUGGACUUGGCUUUCCAAAGAGAACAAUGUGUUAAAUUAGGCUGCAAAGAAAAACAAGGUGAUCACCACUGUGAUGAAGAAUGUAACACUUUUGCCUGCGAAUUCGAUGGAAACGAUUGCUCUCUCGGUAUUAACCCAUGGGCGAACUGUACGGCCCCGAUAAAAUGCUGGGAAGUGUUCAUGAACGGGGAGUGUAACGAAGUCUGUAAUACGCAAGCUUGUUUAUUCGAUGGAAGAGACUGCGAGAAAUCUUUGCAAAAAUGUAACCCCGUAUACGACGCUUACUGCCAAAAGCACUACGCUAACGGCCAUUGUGACUAUGGAUGUAACAAUGCCGAGUGUAACUGGGACGGUCUCGAUUGUGAAAACGAACCUCCUGAUCUAGCAGAAGGUGCGAUGUCUGUAAUCUUACUCAUGGAUAUGAGAACGUUCAAGGAAAACUCCGUUGCUUUCUUACGAGAUUUGGGCCAUCAGUUACGGACAACCGUGCUCAUAAAGAAAGACCAUCUGGGUAAUGAUAUGGUGUUCCCAUGGAAGGGAUCGACCGAUGUUGGUCUUCAAGACACUGAAUUCGGAAAGAAACACCAUAUAGUAUACACGGAAAGAGCACAAUCAGGAGUACAAGUUUACUUGGAAAUUGACAACAGAAAGUGUACCACGAUGUCUGGCUCUGAAUGCUUCUUUUCGGCUAGCGAAGCGGCAGAUUUCUUAGCAGCAACAGCGUCAAAGCACUCCUUAUCACCGGACUUUCCUAUUUUUCAAGUUAAGGGUGUCAUUCAUCAGCCUGAUGAACCUGGAGAAGGUGCUACCAACUCCAAAUAUGUCUUUAUCGGAGUCAUUCUCGUUCUUCUGGCGGGUCUUCUAAUCGGAGUUCUUGUUACGGCUCAGAGAAAACGUGCUGCGGGGAUCACUUGGUUCCCGGAAGGGUUUAUACGCAACAAUUCGUCGACGCGACGCCGUUCACGACGUAGGGGACCAGAUGGUCAGGAAAUGCGGAAUUUGAACAAGGGCUCCAUUGGAUGUAUUGACGUUGAUAUUAACGGUGGCCAUAUGGGUCCUCCGCAUUGGUCUGACGAAGAAGACGAUGGAGCUGCUCCCCCGAGAGCUAAGAGAGCUCGAGGACCAGGGGAUUCUAAUGGGGCACCAGGGGGCUAUGCUUCUGAUCACACAGCGAUCACGGAUUAUGAAGAAGCUGGUCACGAACCAAGGGUUUGGACACAGCAGCACUUGGAUGCCGCGGAUAUCAGAGUUCCACCUAGCAUAAUGACGCCACCUGCAAUUCACGAUGGUCACGUUGACGUAAACGCCAGAGGUCCGCUCGGGAUGACGCCGUUGAUGGUGGCGGCUAUUAGAGGCGGAGGCUUGGACACUGGGUCCGACGUAGAGGAUGAACAGACUGCACAUAUCAUAUCAGAAUUGGUAGCACAGGGUGCACAACUCAAUGCUGCUAUGGAUAAGACUGGGGAGACUAGUUUGCAUCUUGCUGCUAGAUAUGCACGUGCCGAUGCAGCUAAGCGUCUAUUGGAUGCGGGCGCGGAUGCAAACUCACAAGACAACACAGGAAGAACUCCGUUACACUCUGCCGUCGCGGCGGACGCUAUGGGGGUCUUCCAGAUUCUUCUACGGAAUAGGGCCACCAAUCUCAACGCUAGGAUGCAUGAUGGAACAACACCACUUAUAUUGGCUGCCAGACUAGCAAUUGAAGGCAUGGUAGAGGACCUAAUAAACGCAGAUGCAGAUAUCAAUGCAGCGGACAAUAGCGGUAAAACCGCGUUACAUUGGGCCGCAGCUGUCAACAAUGUGGAUGCUGUGAACGUUCUUCUGGUUCAUGGUGCAAAUAGGGAUGCGCAAGAUGAUAAGGAUGAAACACCACUUUUCCUCGGAGCUCGAGAAGGUUCAUACGGUGCUUGUAAAGCACUGUUGGAUGCGAUGGCGAACAGAGAGAUCACAGAUCACAUGGACAGACUACCACGGGACGUUGCUCAGGAGAGGAUGCACGAUGACAUCGUACGUCUCCUCGACGAGCACUGUCCUAGGCCGCCACAGCAUCAUCAUUUGAUGGCGUCACCGAAUCCACAUCCGCAUUUGAUCAGCCAGCCCACAGUGAUCAGCGCGACGGCGAGUAAAGGAAAGCCGAAAAAGGCGCGUGCGAAACCUGGCCCCGACAGCCCACAGGACCAGGCGUAUGACAAUAACAUGCAACCCUCGCAGAUUAGACGGAAACCCAGCGUAAAAAAGAACAAUAAAAAGGUGGCGCAGGAAGUGCCACAAAGCGUAGAAAGUUUGGGAUUCAGUCUCAGUCCAGUUGAAUCACCGUUACAAAAUUUACAGGAUCUACCGUCGCCGUACGACGCGACGUCGCUGUAUUCAAACGCGAUGGCGCAGUUCCCGGCUGUAGAGCAGCUUGUACAGCACAAGCAGCCGCCCAGCUAUGACGAUUGUGUCAAGUACGUUUGUCCGCAGACGGGCCAGACGCUGCAGUACGGCGGCGGUGCGCUGGGCGCCUCGCUCUCGCCCCCCUACUCCAACCACUCGCCUACGCACAGCAACCAGACGACGUCACCUCAUGCCUAUAUAGGAUCACCGUCUCCGGGAAAGUCGCGGCCGUCGUUACCAACGUCGCCAGCACACAUGGCUGCGUUGCGUCACCAUCACCUCGACGCGGCUGCUUAUUCGGCGCUUGCGCAUCUCAGUGCGAACGGCCAGCACAACGCGCAACUGCAAGCGGUGAUGACUCACGCGGCAGCUUUAGGACAAGUACAGGGAGCGCAGCAUCCCGCCAUUACUAAUCUUAUGUCUGGUCUCUACGGAAGUUGGGGUAUGGGAGAUACAUUUCCGACCCCCUCGCCCGAGUCACCGGACCAUUGGUCCACCCCAUCCCCGCAGACACCGCUAACACAGUCACCGCAUUCGGAUUGGUCGGACCGCGCGGCCUUGUCACCAAACGACAUCCAACAGGCGAACAAAGGUGCCACUGAAGCGUUUUAUAUUUAAUCUGUGUUUUUCACACAAAAAAAGUAAAGUUUUCUGUGAACUUGAUAAUUUUUUUGUCUGACGAGAUUUGACUGCACAGUGUAACACCGUUGUCUUUUUAUUUAUAAUAAUUUUAAAAAUUAAGGAAUCUAAUUUGUCGUCAAUGUCAAAAUGUCCAACUGAUUUUGUACAAUCUUAUUUGAAUUUUAGUUAGGUACUUAGGUACUUAAACUGAAAUGCCUACAAGAAAAUUUUGUCAAACUCAUCCAUAAAUCAUAAUUGAAUUUACGCGAGUAUUUUAUUUUUAUCGUACAAUGUUCAGAGGGUAUUAAGGUUCUGUGCUUCAGAUUUUGGAAUGAACAUUAAAAUUAUUAGUGUUGCCCUUUUAUAAAAUACUACCUUAAUGGUAGUUUUUAUUUUAUUUGCAGUAACAACUAGUUAAGCACACUAGAAAUUUCGUGCUAAAGUUAUUAGGAUUAGUUGUUUUUGUCUUUGUCUAAAGUCUCUUGGAAAUCUCAAGGAAGUUCGGAAGGUGCUAGCGUGCCGUAGAAGAUAGACUGAUUUGUAUAGCCAUGACGUAUGAAGCUAAGUGCGUUGGAAAUGACAAUAUUAUCCCAUGACAUUAUUUGGUGUAUUUUUGGAAUAUAAUGACAAAAAUUUAGAGUACUGAUCCCAAUAAAAUAAAUGUGGAAAAGUGUUUAGCUUAAAAUUUUGAAAAGUGGAGAGCUAUUGAAUAAACUGUCUACUGAAUAAACUGUAUCUGUGAAUAAUAAUAAUAUUUUUAUUCUCUAUGGAAAAAUAAAGUGUAGGUAAAUUUUUACGGAUUAUGAUUCUAUUUUUAUUUAUAAUGUAUCAAAAAUACACCGGAUUUGAAACACGGUCACCGUGAACUAAACAUUUGUUAUUGUUAAAUAUGUGUUUUUAUUCAUGUUUUAUAAAACGCUGUGUUUAAAAAAUAAAAUAAUAUUUAAGUAAAUGGGAAUUAUGUAUCAACAUAUGAGAUUGUUUUGCGUAUUGACGUGAAAGGAAAUUAUUUAUGUGUGAUUCUUUAGCACGUAAUAUUUUGUAAUGUACUGUAGUGUAUGUAGAUUUUUUAAUUUUAGGUAAAAAUUAUAAGCUAGUUUUUAAAUUAUAGUUUUUGGACUAAGAUUGACGCCUGUGUUUUUAUGAUUUUUUGUGUUUUUUUUUUUACUGUUUUAUGUUUGUUUUAAUUUUUAAUCAAUCACGUCAUGAUCAGUUAAGAAACAUGUUUUUACAUUUUUUAUUCACAUUUUAAAUACAUACAAUAUGACAAACUAUUUUGACAGGCAUCAAUCUCAGUCGAGCUUCAAACAUUUGAUUUUAUUAUAUCUUCCGCUUUAUUAUCAUUCCAAUAUUGCUUCCAAUUACGUUGUUUAUAGGUGGUUUUCAGGUUUUAAAUUUAUUUUUACAUAAGUAUAUUUUUUUCUUAAUCGUUAUAAUUUAUGCCGUUUUUAACACUGAUGAACACUGUUUUUGUCUACAUUUCUAAUUUUUGUGUUGCUACAUUACCAUUUUUUUUAAUAUUUAAAUUAAAAAUCGCUGAAAUUCUCUUUUCAAAAAAUUAAAAUGGCACAGUGCACUACUUUAAAUUCCCUAAAAUUAGUUAACUCUAUUAAAACCUCCUUGUCACCUUAAAUCAAAGUACUUUAUUCCAAAAGUACGAUUAUAUCGUACAAUAAGAUCUCAUCAUUCCAUUGUUCGCUUUAAAAUAUGAACAUUACCUUGGGACCAUUAUGCUCAAUAUUGUUAGAAUUGUCAAAUUCACUUUCAUGUAUUUGUAAUAUAUUAUUUGGUAAGUAAAUAUUUUAGUUGGAGAGCUCAUGAUCCAUUUGAUCAAAUUUUUUUAUUUAAAAAGUACUUUGUACAAAUAAUUCAUCAGCUCUUCAACUAUGUUUUGUCUCGUUAGCUAAGUUUUUAAAACUGCUAUCCACGUGUCGACUUCGCCUACAUAAUUGUAAAUAUUAUUUUUAUCAUUUAAAAUUAAUAUUUAAUUAAUAAAAAACUACUCGAAUCACGACAAUAUGAUCUUCGUAGUUUUUAUAGGUUUUAGUUUUAAUUUUUUUCUCUGUGUCAUUGUUAUGUGCCAAUGAGCCAAGUUUUUAAAUAAUUCACAAAUUGGAAAAAAAUGUAACAAGAAUGUCCUGCAUUAUUAAUUCAAGUUUUUAAUUCAAUUGAGUAGUCAAUAUUAAAAAUGUUGAACAUCUUCAUAUUUUUAUACAUCGCUUUAUUUGACUUCUAAAUUAAUGAAAUUCAGUUCAAAUUAAGUACAUUAAUAACUGUCGUUAGUAUUAUCAGCUAUAAUUAUUAAGGUGAAUAAAAAACUAAACUUAUUGAAAUUAAAAUACUUUUUGGUAGGAUUUAAGUAAGGGUGGUAAUCCAAAAAUAUUAUACUCCAUUGAUUUUCUAACUUGAAUAAUGUUUUGGCGCGUAAACUGUUUAAAGAUUUAAAAACUUUUUAGUGAUAAUUGUGUAUUACUAGUAGAAAUAAGUAGGGUACGUAAAUAAAUCGAAACGCGUGCUUCCUUUAAUAAAAUGCAUUCUAAUAUAAAAUAUAGUAAGCAAAUGAAUUUAGAAAAAAUGUUAGAAAAAUUACGAUUUUAAAGUACAAAAAUAAAGUUACAAUUCUUUAGUGUUUCAAUUUCAAUCACACAUUCGUAUAAAUUUUUUUUUAAGUCAGUUUAAAAAGGAAAAGAAAAGGGGUAUUUUUGAAAUCUACAUUUUCAGUUGAAUCAUAAAAUAAAUCAUACUAAUUCCUCUGUUACGUUUUAUUUUUUUUAAAUUAUAAAGUUAGGUCAAAAACAUGAACAUUGGUUUACUACCAAUACCUACCUACUCAUUAUUUUCUAAAGUUAAUAAUAAUAAUCUAAAUCGCUUGUGGGUAAAUUAUUCUAAAUUUUGUUUUCUAUUUUUCCAACGUUUCUACAAAAUGGUAACUAAAAUCUCAAUUUUAACCUACUAUUUAAAAAAAAUUAAUAAUUAUAGGCUCAAAAUAAAAAAUUCUUGGCACAUUGUUAAAAAGAGUUAUUACUAAAUAAUAAAAUAAUUGUAAAAUAAGGCACAAAACACACUGUCAAUUUUUUGGUGCCUUGCAAUUUUAUAUGAAUUGUAAUAAACUAUUACGUAUAAUAUAAGAGAAAGCUUAGUUUUUAAGUCGCCUGUAAAUACAUUUUUAUCAUUAUUUUUAUGAAAUGCAUUUCAUUGUAAGAUUCUAAAGUUUGAGGAGAAUAAUUUUUAAAUAUUUUCCCCUAAUUGACAAUAAAGGAAUAAAUUUUAAA
This is a messenger RNA of Maniola jurtina (meadow brown), 10907 nucleotides long. It is a transcript of the gene N, whose product is annotated as neurogenic locus Notch protein. Gene Ontology annotation, biological process: cell differentiation; regulation of developmental process; Notch signaling pathway. Gene Ontology annotation, cellular component: plasma membrane; protein-containing complex. Gene Ontology annotation, molecular function: protein binding; calcium ion binding. The transcript has 34 exons. The record is from RefSeq and is a predicted model, not a curated record. NCBI's taxonomy places the organism in Eukaryota, Metazoa, Arthropoda, Insecta, Lepidoptera, Nymphalidae. The coding region runs from base 223 to 7632 and encodes 2469 amino acids.